AUGUAUAUCCCCAACUCGCUGUGGACGUGGUCUUUUGCGAUCAUUACCGUUGUUCAAACCAUAAUUACUCUGGCUCUCGAAUGCUAUGUAUUCGCAAACUUCCAGAUUAACCUCAACCCAGCGGCCGACAAUAUUACUGCUUCCAAAACUAUCCCCACCUUCUUGGCACUUUACAGUUUCGGUUUCAUAUAUGAGUUGGUUCUCGUGUACGAUGCUCUGCGCAUGAAGAACACCAUUCAAAUCAUCGGCUUGUGCGUAUGCAAUGUUGGACUUUUAGUUUAUGGAGCAGUCCAAGUUCAGCAAAUCAAAGAUGCAGUUAGCGUUUUGACAGAUAAUAAUUCCAUCACGGAUAACAUUUGGGAGGAAUCGGAGCCUUUUCUCAUCGUCAUUCCAUGCAUCGUGGCUAUGGGAUCUUUCCUAAUGGUCAUCGUUGCAUGGAAACUCUACGACGAAUUCGCAUGGACGAUCUACAAACAUAUCAGCGCGGAUCUGCGAAUGAAGCGCCGAUAUCUGACGUAUCAGAUUUACAUCGCCCUGCUCAAGUUCGAUUUCUUCUUCUUCCUCGGAUUCACUGUCCAGUUUAUUGUCAUCAUUACAAACAAGCACGAUAUUGAAUUCGCUCUUACUCUCGCCGCUAUUCCAGUCACGAUCAUAAUUUUGGUGUGCGCCGCGAUCUUUGUACGACGAGAGACUUCGUUUGGAAUGAUUGUCAUUAUCCUUCUCUAUUUCGGAGCCAUGGCAUACUUCCUAUUCAAGCUGGUCCGCAUGUACCAGCCCUCGAGAUAUAAGGAAUACCUGAUGGAUCGACGAUCACUCACCUUCUUCGCUGUUAUCACACUGGUGCUCAUUGUGAUAACCAUCAUCAACGCCUGCAUGUGCAUGCACAACUUCCACAAGGGCUUGAAGCCUCACAUCAACAAAAAGAAGGCCGGAAAAGAAGAGGAAAAAACGACCGAGCUCUCCUCCAACAUCGCCGGCCAGAUGCCAAGCCGAAUGAUGAUCGAUUAAACAAACCCGUGUUACCAUACACACACUUCUUGGUUAUUAAGUUUAAGAUACCUAGCGAUGUUGGUUGUUUUGCUUUCCUGAUGAUUCUUGUUGAUUUUAUUUCCUUUCUCAUUUGUUUUUCCUUUCCUACCCUCACUCAUCCAAAGCGCUGUCAGCGUGAUAUUUACGACACUAUAUCCCCUCAGAUAUACAUAUCUAUCUGAUUAUGCCCACUCACGAAUGUGCAUCUCCUUUUUCAUGUACUGUAACUUGUUAUUAUAGAAAACUAAAUAAGUUCAUGAAUGGAGCGGAU
Messenger RNA from Aspergillus wentii DTO 134E9, 1300 nucleotides. RefSeq lists its product as uncharacterized. The transcript has 4 exons. Gene Ontology annotation, cellular component: Golgi apparatus. NCBI's taxonomy places the organism in Eukaryota, Fungi, Ascomycota, Eurotiomycetes, Eurotiales, Aspergillaceae. Bases 1 to 1008 code for a protein of 335 amino acids. The record is from RefSeq and is a predicted model, not a curated record.